Messenger RNA from Rhodofomes roseus, 589 nucleotides. RefSeq lists its product as uncharacterized. The record is from RefSeq and is a predicted model, not a curated record. Bases 141 to 389 code for a protein of 82 amino acids. Lineage: Eukaryota; Fungi; Basidiomycota; Agaricomycetes; Polyporales; Fomitopsidaceae. The transcript has 3 exons.
AUUUUCGCUCGAUUGGGAAGGAGUGGGCGCUUGUGUUGUCUUACUCUUCGAUCUUCGACCGUGUGCUCCCUAUUUCUCAGAUCUCUCUCUGUGGACCAUCGACCUUACACACGUCGUAAUCUGUAUAUUAUACAACUGCAAUGGUUCAAGGACAAGUGAAAGGCUUGCAGAAGCAAAAGGCGUCCGGCUCCCGUCAGGCCGCGAAGGCUGCUGCCCAGACGAAGAAGGGCAAGCGGUACGUCGCACCCAAGAACAAGGACGCAGUCAGGCAUGCAGCCAUGCACCAGCAAUUGAGUGCGAAGAUCAACCGGAGCAUCGAGCGGCAGGUCGCCUCAGCCGCCUCGUCCGGCAAGCUCACUAUUAUGAAGAACGUUGCGAUGGAGGGGUGAGUUCUUUGUCGCUGUGAUAUGAGUUAUACAUGAAUUAUUGUCCGGGGUAGCAACGCCGCGAAGGAGAAGGAGGCUAAAGGGAAGAAGUCAUAACGUCUUCAUGACUUCAUAGUGACACAUAUCACGCCCGUCGGGAGAAGUGCAUCGAGGGUAGAUCUCGUGGCCUAUUCUCGACCUGAUAUUAUGGCACGUCCGGCCGG